AUGGCUUCAACUUGGGGACAGGAUGUUAUUUUAUGUAAUCUGUGUCCAAAUCCUGUGGAACAUCACUGCAAUCUUUGUCAUGUGAAUCUCUGUCCCUCUUGCAUACCACAACACAUGGCUGACAAAUCAAGAAGGCAUGAAGUUGUUGAGUACACUUCGCAAAAAAGGCAUACCGUUGUUCCUCCCUCAUGUUCCACGCACAAGAACAACAUAUGUGAGACAUAUUGUCUAGAUUGCAAAAUACAAACAUGUACACAAUGCAUUGUGGGUUCCCAUAAGAAACAUGACUUUACUGAAAUCAGUACUUUUCUUCAAAACCAGAAACAACAAAUUCUGAAUGACACAGAUGAACUCGAAAAUACAAUACUUCCAAUUUACAGAAAUAACAACCAAGCCACAAUUUUAAAGGAGUCUGAAAAUGUUUGCUCAGCUAUAGAAAAACAAGAGCACGAAAUUACGAAAGCAGUACAUGAAAUAAGCAUGAAACUCCAAUUUGAAGUCAAAAGAUUGACCGAGAAAUCUAUAGAAAAGAAAAAGGAUAACGGGGCAAACAAAACUGUACAAGAGCUAAAUGAAAUCAUUAAAAAAAACAAAUGUAUUUUAAGGAAUAAUGAUGGAAAAGCCAUGAUUAACUAUCAUUCAAGAAAUAAGGAUUUUCGUAAAGGCCCAGAAUGUUCCAAACUUUCUUUACCGAAGCUGUUACCUGGUAUUGUUCAAAGAGACCAAAUUUUGGAUAUGCUUGGUUUUCUCCAGAUUGGCGAUGAAGAAAGCAAAAAAGCUGAAAUGCUUAAAGUAAUGGAUGAGCCUGUUAUACUAAGCACAAUACAAUGCCAAAUCGUUCAGAAGCACCUCUCGAGAGUUAUAUGCAUUGGGAAGGAUAGAAUCUUGAUCAGUGGAAAAGAUAGAUCAAUCACACUUAUAUAUAGGACUGGAUUCACUCUGAAAACAAUUCUUACAGAUGGUAUAGUAAUAGCAUUAACUGUUAAUUUGCAACAGGAACCAGUAUUUUCUUUAAGUUCAUUAAUUCGUAAAAACACAGAUGUAUAUGUUUAUAGUAAGGGAAAGGUAGAGGUUUUGAUUAGCACACCUGACUGGUUUCCUGUUGGUCUCUGUUACACAGGAAAUGGAGAUCUACUAGUGAGCAUGCGCUCAGUGGAUGGGACACAGAGCAGGGUAGUGAAAUAUGCAUCAAGAACAGAAAUUCAGAAUUUCCAGAAUGAUAGUCAAGGACAGCCUUUGUUUUCUACUGGUGUUGAAAGUAUGCUUCUCCUGACUGAGAAUGGCAAUGGUGACAUCUGUGUUGCUGACUGUGCAGGUGAGGCAGUUGUUGUCGUAGAUUCUUUUGGAAAAUUAAGAUUCAAGUAUGAAGGCAAACUCUCCAAGCAGUCAGAUUUCAAACAACCAUAUCACAUUGUUACCGAUGUCAAAAAUCAAAUACUGAUAAGCGAAUGCACAACCAACAUUAUCCACAUUAUAAACAGUGAUGGCGAGUUUGUCUGUUAUUUAGAACAUCCAUGUAACGGAGGAUUGAGCAUUGGUACUGACAAUAACAUAGUUGUCGGAGAUGUACUUACUGGAAAAAUUCAAAUUUUGAAAUACCUAGAGUGAUAUGAUCUUGCUGAAAAGUAAGAAAUAAUGCAACU
Saccostrea cuccullata (small rock oyster) is the source of this 1643-nucleotide messenger RNA. RefSeq lists its product as uncharacterized. Lineage: Eukaryota; Metazoa; Mollusca; Bivalvia; Ostreida; Ostreidae. Gene Ontology annotation, molecular function: zinc ion binding. The transcript has 2 exons. The record is from RefSeq and is a predicted model, not a curated record. Bases 1 to 1608 code for a protein of 535 amino acids.